This is a messenger RNA of Xyrauchen texanus (razorback sucker), 2456 nucleotides long. Its product is annotated as solute carrier family 66 member 3-like. The record is from RefSeq and is a predicted model, not a curated record. Bases 99 to 710 code for a protein of 203 amino acids. The transcript has 7 exons. Lineage: Eukaryota; Metazoa; Chordata; Actinopteri; Cypriniformes; Catostomidae.
UCCGAGACCGAAACAGCUGGAGAGACUUCGUGCCAACUCCCUAAAACAGAGUAUACACCGAGAUUAAAGGGCCAGGAGUUAAGAGAACGCUGUCAGAGAUGGACGGUAAUAUGACGUUGCAUUUCGCCAACUUCAGUACUCUGUUCGUAUGUAUGGUGCUGAAAUUCCCGCAGAUAGUCGUACUGAUGCGGGCCAAAGCGACAACUGGAGUCAGUUUGAACAGUCUGCUGCUGGAGCUUACCGGGUUUAUAGUGUUCAUGUCCUAUCAGAUGUACUAUGAUUAUCCACCUCUCACAUACCUGGAGUAUCCGAUCCUCAUAGCACAAGAUGUCGUUGUGCUCCUUUUGAUUCUGUAUUACAACAAGAACAUGAAGCACAGCCUCAUUUACGCCGCAGUGUUUGUUGGUGGAUGGCAGCUGCUGACAGUACAGAAAUGGGUGAUUGAUCUGGCAAUGAGUCUGUGCACAUUCAUUAGUGCAGGCAGCAAACUGGCACAGCUUCAGUGUAUGUGGCGUUCAAAGAAUUCUGGACAGGUCAGCACUCUCACCUGGAGCCUAGCCACAUAUACAUGCCUAACGAGGAUCUUCACUACCAUGAUCACCACAGGAGACACACAAGUUCUCAUUCGGUUUGUCGUCAUGAGCAUUCUGAACAUGUGGGUGACUGUGACAGUGAUCCACUACAAACCUCGUGCUGUGAAGCGGGAUUAAGAUCCAACGCUUUGGGUAUAUCACUUCCUGUUAGAUGUGAUGGUUCCCCUUUUCCCAUGUGUGGGGUUUGAGGUUUCGAAGAAAGGAAACAUAACUCACACUGAACUGUAUCAGGUCUGGUGCUGUUUGGAUGUAGCACUUUCUAUUUUACAAUGUAAAGGAUUUUAAGAUUUACUGACUUUGGGUAAGUGUAUACUACAGUUAAAGGAAUAUUCUGGGUUCAGUACAAGGUAAGUUCAGUUGUAGCAUAAUAUUAAUUACCACAAUUUCUUUUUUUGACUUGCCCCUCCUUUUCUUAAAAAAAAAAGAAAUCUGUAUUAUAUUAAGGCACUUACAAUGGAAGUGAAUGGGGCCAAUCCAUAAAUGUUUAAAUACUCACUAUUUAUAAAGUAUAGCCACAAGACACAAUAUGCAUGUUACAUUUUUGUUUGUGUGAUAAAGUCCCUUACUAACCUUUUCAGUGUAAAGUUAUAGCUAAUUUUACAACAUCUUUGCCAUGACGAUAUCAUGUCAUCAAACCCAAAACGACUGUAGAAAUGAUGAAUUAAACUACUUUAGAGCUCAAAUAAUACAAGAGUUUUAAAUUAUGCGAAUUAAUGUGUUUUUAUUAUAAAAUUACAAGCUUCACAUUUUUGCUUUGAAAUCCUCCGAAAAUUGGCCCCAUUCACUUCCAUUGUAAGUGCCUCACUGUAACCUCCGUUUUCACUUUUUUCAAAGAUGGAAUGAAACAAAAUAAUUUUUUGUGGUAAUCAACAUCAUGCCACAAAUGCUGUCGAUUGAGCUUAGCUUGUAUUGAACUGGAAAUAUUCCUUUAAAAAAUAGAAAAGAAUUAUCAUAAUGCUCCUAAACUCAGGGUUUAUCAUUGUAGUUGAACUAAGUUUUUCAGUGUCAGUAACAUGGCAUUUUUGCAUAAACAUGAUAUAGUAAUUAAAUUGAAUGUAACUAUUAUAACGUACUAUCACAAUCUUAAUUAUUUAUCAAAAAUGGCAAUGUGUUGUAAUUAUGCGGUGCAGAAUGUGGCCACAAAAUAUUAGAUGCAAAAAGUGCUUUUUUUAUUUACCAAUCAGAAUUAUGAAACCUCUUUCUGACCAAACAGUGUUAUGAAACAAUACAUUCCUAGAGAUACUGAUUAUUAGUAAGCCGUGUCAUUCCCUAAUUCACACUUCCUAAUCAUUCCAGGGAGGGUUCAGUUUGCCUCCGUAUUUCCUGUUGCUGGUGAUCAAUCAGUACCAGUAUAUUGAAUUUAGAAUACAUGUUCCUAUAUUCCUUAAAGGGAUAUUUCACCCAAAAAUUAUAAUUUUCUUAUUUACUCACCCUCAUGCCAUCCCAGAUGUGUAUGACUGACUUUCUUCUGCUGAACACAUAUUUAGAAGAAUAUCUCAGCAUGGUAGGUCCAAACAAUGCUAGUGAUUGGGUACCAAAAAGCACAUAAAGGCAGAAUUAAAGUAAUCCAUAUGUUCAGAAUCAAUAUGAUGGGUGUUGGGGAGAAGCAGAAUAUUUACCAGUAAGUCCUUUUUUUCUUUAAUGUAAAUUCUCCCGGUUUCCCUUUUCUUUUUUUUUUUUUUUUUUUUUAACUGGACACAUUUCACAUAUACUCGAGUUGUGAUACUCAUUUUAUAUUAAUGCAAAAACAACAAACCAAAAAUAUAUACGUAUAACUCCUCUGAUCUCCACACUUUUAGCACAACCAUACUUUGUAAAUACUUUAAUAUAUCUUCCAUAUUUAGCAUUUUAUAAACUUGUGAA